AUGGGAAUUCUAGGCAACCGGUCUUCCGUCGAUGAAUCGAAGACUUCCGAUGCGGAGGAUGAGACUACCGUCGUUGAGCCAGAUCAGGGGAAUGUUCUCUCCCACAUCAUCUCACAGCUCCGUCCUGGAGCGGAUUUGAGCCGCGUCGUUUUGCCUACCUUUAUUCUCGAGCCAAGGAGUAUGCUGGAAAGAAUUACGAACUUCAUGGCCCAUCCGGAAACUCUGCUUCCCAUGGCAGAAUUAGAAGAUCCUUUGCAAAGAUUUGUGUCGGUUGUGAAGUUCUACUUGAGUGGAUGGCAUAUUAAACCUCCAGGGGUUAAGAAACCGCUCAAUCCUAUUCUCGGCGAAAUUUAUACUUGCUACUGGCAAUUUCCAGACGGCACUAAGGGCUACUACAUUUCUGAGCAGACCUCACAUCACCCUCCCAAGUCGAGCUACUUUUACAUGGCGCCCGAGCACAAUAUACGAAUUGAUGGAUGCUUGAAGCCUCGAAGCAAAUUCUUGGGCAAUUCUGCGGCCAGUAUGAUGGAGGGCAUUGCUAUAUUGAGGUUUUUGAAUAGAGGAACUGGACCCAAGGGAGAACGAUAUAUUCUGACCCAACCCAACAUGUACGCUCGAGGCAUCCUGUUCGGCAAGAUGAAGUAUGAGCUUGGCGAUCAUAGUUUUGUGCGCUGCCCGGAGCUCGGAUUGAGUGCGGAUAUUGAAUUCAAGACGAAGGGCUACUUUGGAGGAACAUACAAUGCUAUUGGGGGUACGAUUAAAAAUGACAAGACAGGGGAAGUUCUCUAUGAGCUCUCGGGUAUGUGGAGUGGAGAGAUGUUUAUCAAAAAUAUCAAGACGGGUAAGAAAGACCUUUUAUUCGAUGCUACGAGAGCGAGACCAUCACCUCCGUUAGUAAGGCCUUUAGAAGAACAAGAAGAUCGAGAAUCGCAAAAGUUAUGGUUCAAGACGGCAAAAGCGGUCAAGGAACGCAACCACGAAGUCGCGACAGAUGAGAAGACAUUCAUUGAAGAUAUGCAGAGGGAUGAGGCAGCCAAGAGAGUAGAAGAUGGUGUUGAAUGGACUCCAAGGUUGUUUAGACCAGUUAAAGGUGGUCCCGGCGGUUCCGAAGAAGGUGAAGAAGACUUGGAUUGGAUCUUGAAUGCGAACAUUAAUGGCGCCAGUCCACAAGAACAGGCGGAGCAAAUCCUCGCGGUUUAUCCAAUCCUUCCAGGUCAGAAAUCCACGGAGAAAAACCCUAUUCCCCCACAGCAUCACCAACAUACAGAACAGGCCAACCCAAUACCAGCACCGGUACCAGCGGCAACAACUCCAGUCUCACUAUUGCCUCAGGAGAAGGACAAGGAGAAUCUCAUUGAUCUAGGAAGUGACUCGCCAGCCACAUCUCACUAUCAACAUGUACCAGCUGAUCUCCACGCAGCCCAGACGCAAAAUAACGGACAGCAACAAAAGGAUCUCGAGCGUACCCUCCAAUCUACUAGUACAGUACAAGGCCAAAACCAGAGCCCGUUAAUUGACUUUCACGACGACCUAAGGAAAGAUUUACCAACAGCUACUGACACCCAAGGGACCGCAGCCUCCACGCUGUAUCGACAGGACACGGACACUCAUAGCAUUGAUGAGUUUGUAGAUGCUGAGGGAUGA
Molecule: messenger RNA, 1644 nt
Organism: Sclerotinia sclerotiorum 1980 UF-70
Lineage: Eukaryota; Fungi; Ascomycota; Leotiomycetes; Helotiales; Sclerotiniaceae
Exons: 7
Coding region: 1-1644 (547 amino acids)
Cellular component (GO): cytosol; membrane; intracellular membrane-bounded organelle
Molecular function (GO): sterol binding
Source: RefSeq, a predicted model, not a curated record